Molecule: messenger RNA, 993 nt
Organism: Chlorella variabilis
Lineage: Eukaryota; Viridiplantae; Chlorophyta; Trebouxiophyceae; Chlorellales; Chlorellaceae
Exons: 4
Coding region: 1-993 (330 amino acids)
Source: RefSeq, a predicted model, not a curated record
AUGGCCUCGUUACCUGAGACCGUCCUCGGCACCGCCAGCCCGGCGCAGGAUGCCAUCCUUGCCCACCUGUCGCGGCAGGACAAGCUGAGCCUGGCUGCCAGCUGCACCGCCCUGUACGGCUCAAGCCUGGCAUGGUUCCAGGAGGUUGAUGUGGAGGUGACGCCCACCGUGACUGAUGUGGCGGCGGUGGCGGCCUGGCUGCACAAGUAUGGAGCUUUUGCACGUGUCACCCUCAAAAUGCCACUUGACAACCCUGCCAUACAGCAGUACAUCAGCCAGGAGCAGGUGUGCGCGUGCCUGAGCGCCCUGCCAGCCAGCCUGGUGGCUUCGCUGGCUGGCGGCGAUAUCACUGGUCACGCGCUGCCAUCCCGGCUCCCCACCAGCGCCCUGGCACGCCUCACACGGCUGACCUCUCUGGAGCUGCCUUUGCAUUUCAAGUUCGUUGCGUCAGGCGAUGCGGCCAACCUGUGGCAGCUCACAGCGCUGCAGCGCCUGCGGCUGGAAUCUAGCCUUUGCACCGGCGCCUGGCGCGGCCUGGCUGCCCUGAGCCAGCUGCAGCACCUGGAGAUUAACUGCGGCGCUGUUCCUCCCUUCAAAGACCUGCCAGCCGGCCUUUCCACCCUGACGGCCCUCACCCAUCUGGACCUCUCCACUCUGAAAUUACCUCCCCAAGAACACGCCAUCCUCCCCCAGCACCUGCAGCGGCUGAGCCUGCUGCAGCACCUGAGCCUAUACCGCGUCGCCACCAGUGAUGACGUGAUGCUGCAACACCUGGAGCUCAGCUUUUGUGAUCUGGCAGCCGUGCCCGAGCAGCUGUCGGCGCUGACAGCCCUGACGCGGCUCAACCUGUCCGACAAUGACACAAUGGUGGGCGGCUGGCAGCACCUGCGCCCGCUCACCCGCCUGCGGGAGCUGGAUCUGUUGGGUGUGCCGCUGCCCGACGGCGUGCCCCCAGAGGUGGCCGCGCUGCCGGCGCUGGAGCGCUGCUACUGA